This is a messenger RNA of Gongylonema pulchrum, 282 nucleotides long. Lineage: Eukaryota; Metazoa; Nematoda; Chromadorea; Rhabditida; Gongylonematidae. The record is from the annotation of a GenBank genome assembly.
AUGCAUGUUGGGCGCGGUGUUAUGCAAGUUUGGACCAGAUGCAUCCUGACGAUUAUUGUCUCGGUUGUCCGGCAAGUACAUGCAGAGCUGUGGACCGAAAUAGAGCGGAUGAGCGACCUACAACAGUGGCGAACGUUAUGCGAUCAAUAUACGGUUGCGCGGGCAUAUAUGGAAGACAUGAACGCCCGCAUUACGGUGUUUGCUCCGGUGGACGAUGUUUUUACCUACAAUCCAAGCAUCCGGGCCAUGAAUCAGAAAGAGACUCUCAGUCACAUUGGUUAA